Messenger RNA from Sitodiplosis mosellana (orange wheat blossom midge), 813 nucleotides. RefSeq lists its product as uncharacterized. The record is from RefSeq and is a predicted model, not a curated record. Gene Ontology annotation, molecular function: RNA polymerase II cis-regulatory region sequence-specific DNA binding; DNA-binding transcription factor activity. Gene Ontology annotation, biological process: regulation of transcription by RNA polymerase II. The annotation marks the transcript as partial. NCBI's taxonomy places the organism in Eukaryota, Metazoa, Arthropoda, Insecta, Diptera, Cecidomyiidae. The transcript is spliced from 2 exons.
GAUAUGAAGCCAUUCAAAGUUGUUUCUGGUCGAUGCAGGAAGCGCAAGUCAAAGUCUGCAAAGGUUGAAGUCAAGCAAGAGCUGGUGAUUAAAGAAGAGCCCAAUGAUGGUGACGAUGGCAUGAAUAUACCACGGCCGACAGUUGAUGGAAGAUAUCGUGUGAAAUACGAAGGGCCGAUUAACUUUGCCCGUGACUUCGAUCAGAUUAAAGAUGAAAUCAAAUGUGAAGAAGAAAAGACGAGCAAAGGAAAGGACUCGGUACCAUGUGAACGAUCGAAUGACAGCGACGCCAACUAUGAUGACAACGAAGACCCCAUGGAUGACGCAAUCGAUGUUCAACAACCGGAAUCAGUUGGCAGCGGGAAGAAACGGAAUGAAGGCGCCAAAAGACGAAACAAACGAACAAUUCCCGGGAAUCAAGCGACCAAAAAGCAAAAGAAGCACAAAUGCCAUGUGUGCAAUCAUGUGGCAGAUUAUAAGUCCCAUCUCAAACAAACAAUUCGUUCAACAGAUUUAUUCAAAUCAGCAUUUGUCUUAGCACACAGUGACCAAUUCCCAUUCCAAUGCUCCAAGUGCUUCGGAGGAUACGCAACCGAAGAUGCAAAAGAGGUUCAUGAAGGUAGCUGUGGCCACCGUCAGUACCAAUGCCAUUUGUGCAAAGAGCAUCGUCGAGACAAAGAUGCUUUGAAAAUUCACAUGCGAAAGGAUCACACCGGAGAGCGAAUUCAAUGCGAAGUGUGUGCAGCAAGCUUUGCCGAUGGAAGUAAUGCCAAUCGACACAUGAAGGCACUUCACCGUUUGAAGAAGAAAUAA